AUAUAGCUGUGUUAUGGUACCUGUGCACACACCUUCAGGAAGGUACUACACGUUUCCAUCUGAUGCUCAGAAAGCUGAAGAACACAGACGCAAGCAUGUCGAAUGCAGUAGUUGCUCUUCUCGUCUUCACUGCACUUCUGUGGAACAAUGCUCAAGCAUUCUCCAAUAACGCCGCUGACUGCUGCCUGUCCACCAGCGACAGUUUCGUUCCACGCCGCAUUGUUGACUCCUACAUCAUCCAAAACAUAGACAGUGGUUGCCCCAUUCCAGCUACUGUGUUCAUCACAAAGAAAAACAGGAAGCUGUGCUCUCCACCUGCCAAUGACCUGAGAUAUCCAUGGGUGAUGAAGCUCGUUGAAUAUAUUGACAAUCGUAAUGACAAGAGCAAAGCAGCUCAGUGAAAGACCAGGUGAAUAUGUCCAGGCCUGUCGGCUCAUCACGCCUGGAUUUUCUGUGACAGCUUUUAUGAUGUUAAUAAGCUACUUCGCCUUUGUAUCUGUCUUAUUUUUCAUCUUGUUUGAACAUUUCAGAAAUCAUGCACAUGCUCUCGUGUUAUGCUUCUCAUACAAAAAAAAAGUGGCAUGGUGCAUGUGUGAAUCUGUGUGCAUGUGUCAAUACUGUUUUAUACACAUUAAAUCUACUGGUGAAUUGUUUUUUUAAUUUUUUUUUAUGAAUAUGUACGAUGUAUGCAUGGCUAUUUUAAGAAGAGUGAAUUCAAAUAAAACUCAUUUUAGUAAAUAA
This is a messenger RNA of Ictalurus punctatus (channel catfish), 741 nucleotides long. It is a transcript of the gene ccl19a.2, whose product is annotated as chemokine (C-C motif) ligand 19a, tandem duplicate 2. Gene Ontology annotation, molecular function: CCR chemokine receptor binding; chemokine activity. Lineage: Eukaryota; Metazoa; Chordata; Actinopteri; Siluriformes; Ictaluridae. Gene Ontology annotation, biological process: inflammatory response; immune response; positive regulation of ERK1 and ERK2 cascade. Bases 63 to 401 code for a protein of 112 amino acids. Gene Ontology annotation, cellular component: extracellular region. The record is from RefSeq and is a predicted model, not a curated record. The transcript is spliced from 4 exons.